CUCGAACUCUGGAAACCUGUCCCACGCACAACGGCGAACAGGACUGUUGAGCUGAGAUCCGCACGCUGGUCGAGGCAUUUCUCGAAAACUCUUCAGCACCAUGGCCGCAAUCAACGGCACUAACGGCACCACGAAAACUCCACUUGUAGACGCGCUCUUCUCCCCAGGCCUCAUCUCGCCGCAAGUCACAUCCGCAUUGCCUGAAGGGUACUCGAUACGACCCUUGCAAAGAAGCGAUUUCGACUGUGGCUUCCUGGACGUAUUGCGAGUGCUUACACAAGUCGGCGACGUGACCAAGGAAGAGUUUGAAAAGAGAUUCGACGAGAUGAGGGCGGGUGCAGGAGGAUACCAUAUCCUGGUGAUCUUGGAUGGAGAGAAAAAGAUUGUCGGCACAGGUGCUCUCAUCGUGGAGCGGAAAUUUAUACACCACCUUGGUCUAGUCGGCCACAUCGAGGACAUUGCGGUCGCAAAAGACCAGCAAGGAAAGAAGCUUGGGCUGAGAAUCAUCCAAGCAUUGGAUUAUCUCGCAGAGAAAGUCGGGUGCUACAAGACGAUUUUGGACUGCUCGGAAGCAAAUGAAGGCUUCUACGUAAAAUGUGGAUAUAAGAGAGCAGGUCUCGAGAUGGCUCACUACUACAAUCGAUCAUGAUCGGUGCGGGUUAGGAGACAGCUUCUGAAGGAUGUUAGAUGUAUAUCAUUAGUUUGAUUGCUAGUGCUGUGCUUUGGAGCGCAUGGCUCGGAACCGCAGAAAGAUUAUCGGAAACGGCACAGCGUUGUUGGCUGGCUUCAUUGGAGUGGCGCGAUAGAGACGCAUGUGCAUCCAAAUAGAUCAGAUG
Pseudocercospora fijiensis CIRAD86 is the source of this 836-nucleotide messenger RNA. RefSeq lists its product as uncharacterized. The record is from RefSeq and is a predicted model, not a curated record. The coding region runs from base 101 to 649 and encodes 182 amino acids. Gene Ontology annotation, molecular function: glucosamine 6-phosphate N-acetyltransferase activity; monosaccharide binding. Lineage: Eukaryota; Fungi; Ascomycota; Dothideomycetes; Mycosphaerellales; Mycosphaerellaceae. Gene Ontology annotation, cellular component: endoplasmic reticulum; Golgi apparatus; endoplasmic reticulum-Golgi intermediate compartment. Gene Ontology annotation, biological process: UDP-N-acetylglucosamine biosynthetic process. The transcript is spliced from 2 exons.